AUGUCAAGCAGUCUUAAGUUCAGUGCCACUGGCAGCAACCAGUCGGCGUCCGAGUGGUCCAACUCAACGGGCGGGGAUGAUGACGCUGACGACGACGACGACGACGAGGACGUGGACAUGGGCGGAGAAGAUGGGGAGGAUGGAGAUGGAGACGACGGUGCUGGCGAGCAGCCCGUUGUCGUUGUGGCCUCCACGACGCGGCGACGCCGCGAUCGAGAGUACAUCACCUAGACGCGCUGACCUUAAACCCCUUUUCAGUUAUGUAUGCGCCAUGGCUGUAUAUUUAUUGUUUCCCCAUAUCUUGAUUUGUGCUAGGCUUAGAAUACUCAUGAAACGAACCCGUUCUGGCGGCCCAUUAAAUGGGGCAUUUGAAUCGUGGCCUUAGUUUUCACCGCGAAAGCAGCUUUUUAAUAAUCGUUUUUCCUGAUAGCGCACACAACGCAGAUCGCCACAUCCCCUAGCCCAAAGCAUCAUCAUUAUUAAACAUGCGCGAAUUGGGGCCAGAUAUUUUGUAUGUAUGUACUUUUAUGGGCUGAUUUUGUAGACCGACCUUCCCGAAGCGAUAUUUUUACUCUAUACAUCCCCAGCCAGGUGGGCCCGCAUUGUUGGGUCUCGAACUUUUGUGUGGCGAAGUAGUUAAUUGAAGAGAAACAUGCCUGAACCGAUUGUGAAUUUUGCGACUGCCGCCGGUCAGAAAAGGGCGUGACUUGUAUUUAAUUAAUUCUUAUUGUAAAACUAAUAUACACAUUUAUAAUAUAAUAUUGGAAAUUAUUCGCAAA
Drosophila biarmipes is the source of this 779-nucleotide messenger RNA. RefSeq lists its product as uncharacterized. The record is from RefSeq and is a predicted model, not a curated record. NCBI's taxonomy places the organism in Eukaryota, Metazoa, Arthropoda, Insecta, Diptera, Drosophilidae. The transcript has a single exon. The coding region runs from base 1 to 231 and encodes 76 amino acids.